AUGGAGCAGAAGGGCGCGUAUUUGGAGUUCUUCGAAACUUUCAAGUCCUCAGCUCCGAGAUCUGCGCCGAUGUUGAAGCGCGCGCACACCGCCUGGGAGGCUUUCGGAAAGCUCAUUGCAGGGCUGGGCGAUGCGAACCAGCUGAGGGACUCGAUGGAGUUCUGUGCUCUCCGACACAUGAGCGUGGCGUUGCAGCAGUCGGACGUGGACAGCUUCAAGUCUGUCCUCCUUGAGCUCUGCGGCAAGAAGCUCGGAGCCCUCUUGACGCCCGAGUUUCAGUUCGGCGUCUCCAUGCUCAUUGACUCCAUGGGCAGGACGAUGCUUCGCACCCGGACGAAGUUCGAGACACGGCUUCGCAUCCUUCGCACCAGCUGGGCGGCUUUGGAACAUACAGAGGGCGAGAAGAUAGACGUUGAUUCGCCAGUUUCUCCUGGCUCCCCUGAUGAGAAGGAGCCCGAGAGUGACGACAACGGACCUGUGACGGUCAGCGAGAAGUCCGGGGAGCGUAAGCACAGGAAGAGCUUGGGCAAUGCAGGAUCUGUUCAUGUGCCACGCUCCUUCCACGACAUGGUCCUUUUCAAUGCCUCUGUGAUGAACAUGAGCGAGAACCUCUGGUUCGAAGAAAUGCUCCAGUCUCUUCGAGCGCUCGUUCCAAAUUGUGGAAACAUCUCCAGGCUGCAGGAAGAGUGCGACCUGCUCUGCCUGGCUUUGGUCCACUUUGAACAGGCUGGUUUUGGGUUUCGACCAUCUUGA
Messenger RNA from Symbiodinium sp. CCMP2592, 753 nucleotides. NCBI's taxonomy places the organism in Eukaryota, Dinophyceae, Suessiales, Symbiodiniaceae. The record is from the annotation of a GenBank genome assembly.